Messenger RNA from Entrophospora candida, 286 nucleotides. The record is from the annotation of a GenBank genome assembly. Lineage: Eukaryota; Fungi; Glomeromycota; Glomeromycetes; Entrophosporales; Entrophosporaceae.
GUUGACGAUAGUGUAGUUACUAUUAGAAUUAAAAAAUUUAUAACAAAUCGUUUAUUACGUCGUAGACAAAUGGUAAUCGAUGUCUUACAUCCAAACAAAGCCAAUUUAUCAAAACCUGAUAUUCGAGAAAAAUUAUCUAAAAUGUUUAGUGUCAGUAAAGAUGUCAUCAUGGUAUUUGGUAUGAAAACUGUAUUUGGUGGAGGUCGUUCUACUGGUUUUGCAUUGGUCUAUGAUGAAGCUGAAUUUGUUAAAAAAUUUGAACCUAAACAUAGGCGUGUCAGAGUAA